Suricata suricatta (meerkat) is the source of this 5991-nucleotide messenger RNA. It is a transcript of the gene RAB11FIP5, whose product is annotated as RAB11 family interacting protein 5. Bases 10 to 3936 code for a protein of 1308 amino acids. Gene Ontology annotation, cellular component: secretory granule; recycling endosome; mitochondrion. The transcript has 6 exons. NCBI's taxonomy places the organism in Eukaryota, Metazoa, Chordata, Mammalia, Carnivora, Herpestidae. The record is from RefSeq and is a predicted model, not a curated record. Gene Ontology annotation, biological process: regulated exocytosis. Gene Ontology annotation, molecular function: small GTPase binding.
UGCCCUGCCAUGGCCCUGGUGCGGGGCGCCGAGCCGGCGGCGGGGCCCUCCCGCUGGCUACCCACGCACGUCCAGGUGACUGUACUGCGGGCCCGCGGACUACGGGGCAAGAGCUCGGGCGCGGGCAGCACCAGCGACGCGUACACGGUGAUUCAGGUGGGCCGUGAGAAGUACAGCACGUCGGUGGUGGAGAAGACGCCGGGCUGCCCCGAGUGGCGCGAGGAGUGCUCCUUCGAGCUGCCGCCCGGUGCCCUGGACGGCCUGCUGCGGGCGCAGGAGGCCGACGCGGGCCCGGCGCCCUGGGCCGCGGGCUCCGCUGCCGCUUGCGAGCUGGUGCUCACCACCAUGCACCGCUCGCUCAUCGGCGUCGACAAGUUCCUGGGCCAGGCCACGGUGGCGCUGGACGAGGUCUUCGGCGCAGGCCGCGCCCAGCACACGCAGUGGUACAAACUGCACUCCAAGCCGGGCAAGAAGGAGAAGGAACGUGGAGAGAUCCAAGUCACCAUCCAGUUCACUCGCAACAAUCUGAGUGCCAGCAUGUUUGACCUGUCCAUGAAGGAUAAGCCGCGGUCCCCUUUCAGCAAGAUCAAGGACAAGAUGAAGGGCAAGAAGAAGUAUGAGCUGGAAUCUGCCUCCGCCAUCCUCCCGAGCAGCGCCCUGGAGGACCCUGAGCUGGGCAGCCUGGGCAAGAUGGGCAAAGCCAAAGGCUUCUUCCUGCGCAACAAGCUGCGCAAGUCCUCGCUGACGCAGUCCAACACCUCGCUGGGCUCGGACAGCACCCUGUCCUCCGCCAGCGGGAGCCUGGCCUAUCAGGGUCCGGGUGCAGAGCUCCUCACACGCUCGCCCAGCCGCAGCAGCUGGCUGUCCACUGAAGGGGGCAGGGACUCCACCCAGUCCCCCAAGUUGUUGACCCACAAAAGGACCUACAGUGACGAGGCCAGCCAGUUGCGUGCGGCUCCACCCCGCUCCCUGCUGGACCUCCAGGGCCACCUGGAGGCUGCUUCCCGCUCCUCGCUCUGUGUCAAUGGGAGCCACAUUUACAACGAGGAGCCCCAGGCCCCGCUGCGGCACCGCAGCUCCAUCUCUGGCCCGUUCCCACCCUCCAGCUCACUGCGGCCCGCUGAGGAGGUGACCCGGCCCGCAGAUGACUCCAUGGGCAGAGGUGGCCGCAGUGCCAGCAGCUCAGAGGCGCUGCCUGGACAGGAGGAGCUGAGCUCUCAGGCCAAAGUGUUGGCCAUGGGGGCCAACCGCUCUGGAGAGGAGGAGGGGGCCCGGCUCCCAGAGGGAAAGCCAGUACAGGUCGCCACACCCAUGGUGGCCUCCUCCGAGGCUGUGGCCGAGAAAGAGGGAGCCCGGAAGGAGGAGCGGAAGCCCCGGAUGGGCCUCUUCCACCACCACCAGGGGCUGAGUCGGAGCGAGUUGGGGCGCCGUGGCUCUCUGGGGGAGAAGGGGGGUCCCACGCUGGGGGCCUCCCCCCACCAUUCAUCCAGCGGGGAGGAAAAGGCCAAGAGUAGCUGGUUUGGCUUCAGAGAAGCCAAGGAACCAACUCAGAAACCCAGCCUGGACGUGUCUCCUCAGGUAGAACCUGACCCAGCUGCUCUUCCUCACCACCUCCCCUGCUCCCCCUGUGCUACGGCCCUCCCUUCUCCUGCUCCCACCGCUGCUCCCAUGCUAAGCACUAACCUUUUUGCAGCCACCUUCCCCACUGCUGCCACUGCUGCCGCCGCCUCCGCCGCCCCUGAAGCCUCCCCAUCUGGAUUCUUGGGUCUCACCAACCCAUUCCUCACCUCCAUGCAGAGCAACCCUUUCUUCGAGGAACUCAUAGCCGACAUAGCACUAAACUCUCCUUCACCUGCUCCCUCUCUCCCCAGUGCCUCGAGGGCCAGCCCCACCCCCCUGGCCUCCCCUGGGAAAGCCCCGCCUGAGUGGGACGACACCUUCAACGUCUUUGCUGCCAGCAGGCUGCGUCCAGAGGCCAGGAGCAAGAUCCUGGCCCCUGCAGAAGUGGGGCUGGAGGUGACUGGGCUGCAAGACCAAGGCCGUGGGGCCAUGACAAUGAAGGCAGCUGAGCCCCGGGGGGACCCUGGGGGAGGAGGAAGAGGUGGGAGCAGCAUGUGGCUGGAGCCCAGGGUUCCUCUGGACUUGGGACUGGACCGCCAGAGUACGAGUGCGGCUGACCUGGGGCCCCUUGGGUCAGUAGGGGCCGGCCUGCCCUCUAUGUCAGCCCAGCUGUACCCAAGAGCCUCGGACUCUGAAGCAGACAGGGAGCCACCGGCCCCAGGAGGGGAAGCAGGGCAGAGUCCAGCAGACAGUGCGACGUCUCUGUUCAGCUCCCCAGAAGUGAUCAGUGUGUGGGAAAGGCUGCCUGGCGCAGACGAUGCCCCUGAGGGCCGGGACGAGGCCUCCCAAAGUGAAGGCCAGCUUUUGCAUGAGCUCAAUACAGUCGAAGAUUCAUGGCCUUGGGAUGUGGUCACCAUUUCUCCUUCAGCUGAGAUGUCUUCACCGGUCCUGCGGGGAGAGUCUGAUGAGCCGCCGCCUCCCCAGUUGCAGCCAGAGUCACCAGAAGCUGUGAGCCACAAGGGGAGUGAGGGGCCUCCCCCAGUGGAGCCGGAGCCGGAGCCGGAGCCGGAGCCCCAACCUGAGCGGGUGUUGGACAAGGAACUGCAGCCCAGCAGGCCACCUCCCAAGCCGCCACGCCUCUUCACACCCUCAGAUUCCCAGGAGAAGGAAGAUGAGGAGGCUGCGGCUGCUGCAGCGGGGCUGAGAAGCAGGGGGGCAGAGACUGGAGGAGAAGACGACCUCCCAAGUAUGCUGGUUGCUGGUCCGCAGGAGGCCAAGGAGGAGGGCGAGGCACCUGGGCCGGAGUCCGACAGCCAUUCUUCUGGAACCCUGCUGGGUGGGCCAGGCCUGGAAGAUGUAGUGGAGGGUGCCAGCCCUCCUGUAUCUGGGCCCUACUUAUCCCUGCCCGCUAGCUUCCCUGAGGGUCCUACCCCCAUACCCCAUUACUCAGAGAGCUUGGCUCCUCAGAGUCAGCAGAUCUGGGAGGCUCCAGAGAAAGGAGGGAACCCUGAGGAUCCUGAGGCCCAGAGCCAAGGACCAGUAGGAGAGGGGCUUGGGCCCCUGCUUGGUGUCUCCCAGCACACUGACCUCUGGGCCUCAGGGGAGGAUGCCCUGAAUCCCUUUUUGUCUCAGGAGAAUGAAGACCCCCCUAGUCUCCCAUCCACAUCCCCUCCAGGGUCCAGGGAAUCUUCCAUCCUCUCUGGUCCAGAAGAGCUGCCCACGCCCCCAGAGCCUGCUUUUCCACCGCCCCCUCUCCCGUCCUGGGCCAGCCACCGUCACGGGGGACCCAGCACUCCAUGUUCCCCUCUGCCUGGAGCUCGGCCCCAGACUUCUUCCUCCCCACCCCCUGGGGAGCCGGCCUCCUCCCCUGGGGGCUCCCCUGCCCCACUUGGGGAGGACCACGCUGCAACCACCCCAGCCUCCCCGCUUGUGCUUCUGCCCUUGGAGACACGACCAGCUGAGGAGCCACAGCCCAGUGCCAGCCCCCACCCUGUGAAGCCCCUCAGUGCUGCCCCUGUGGAGGGCAGCCCGGACAGGAAGCAGCCCCGCUCCAGUCUGAGCACAGCUCUGAGCAGUGGGCUGGAGAAGCUCAAGACCGUCACAUCUGGCGGUGUUCAGCCUAUGGCUCCGGCCCCCCACGUUGGCCAGACUUUGGACACCAAGCGGCUGAAGGACUCAGGUGUGCUGGACCAGUCGGCCAAGUACUACCACCUGACCCACGACGAGCUCAUUGGCCUGCUCUUGCAGCGGGAGCGGGAGCUGAGCCAGCGGGAGGAGCAUGUGCAGGAGCUGGAGAGCUACAUUGACCGGCUGCUGGUGCGGAUCAUGGAGACCUCACCCACACUGCUACAGAUUCCCCCUGGCUCCCCCAAGUAGCCCUCCUCACCCCUGGCCCCCGGAGGGUUGGCGUGGACCCACUGCCCAAACAGGACUUGCGCCGCCCUCCCUUCCGCUGAACUCACUCUCACCUGGGCAGGCUGCUGUCUGUCCUCCAUUGUUGCUCCUCGCUCCUCCUCCCUCCUGCCUCCAUGGGGGCUGCUAGAAGGGGGACCCUUUGGAUUCCCACUGGAGGCAUCAGGUUCCAUGUACAACUUGUGUGUUUGGGGAGCCCUCAGUCUUUCCCACCUGCCUAUUUUCAUAUCCCUUAGUUUUGGGGGCUCCAGGGAAUUGGAACAAAGAAUUUAGUCCUCAAGUCGGAGCAGGUGUAAGCUGCAAUUUGAUGUGGCAUCUGGGACAUACUUUAUUACUCCACAACAAUGAUCAGUCAUUUCAUCCAAAGCUAAAUGCUUGUCCUCUUCAUCUGUCUUCAGCCCCUGGAGGGCUCCUAGCAUUACCGGGGCUGUGGCAGGCACCAAGCUGCCCAUUUUGGAGUCAUGGGCAACUGGAGCCUCAUGUCUCUUCCCGUGAGAGCGAGGAGCUGUUAUGGUCUGGUCUCAUCUCUGCUGUGUCCUGAUUUUUGUGUGUUUCAGCUGUUUGCAGAAUGAGUGCUACGUGGAUGGAUGGGGAUGAUUUGUGUUCUCCAGACACCCCCUCCCCUCCGCCCUGCCCUCCUCUUCUGAUCUUUCCAUUGAGUGUCACGUGUGAAUGUAUGGAGAGCUGGGGCGAGUGUGGGGAGGGUACCUCCUCACCUACCUCCAAGCUGUGGGCCCCUCCAGGCCUCAGGGCUUUGGGCUGCUUAUGUUUGGGGAUCAAGCCUCCAUCUUUGUUUUUGUUGCCUGUCCAGAUGCCAAAACUCUGUGCUGCGGCAGGGUUUGAACUUUUGGAAACCAAUUAAAAUGUGCCUUUUGUGGGUGGGGUCAAGAGCCUCUGGAUGUAGACCUCUCUCUGUUUGGUGUCCCCCUCCGUCCCUACCUGUUGAGCACAUGGGGCUGGAUCUGUCAGAGCCCUGAAAAUGGGGAAGGAGGAUGGUGAUACUGCACCCUGUGCCCCUCCCCCAGAGUUCAUUUCAGUUAAGGGUCUAGCAAAGCUGCCACUGCUCCUUUAACUUUCCUGCCACCUUCUGUUCCUCCCUCAACCCCAAUUGAGGAGGGUCCUAGGAUAAAAACUGCAUUCUGGAAGUGGGAGAUCCCACUCUGCCUCUACUUAGGAAAAUGGCUUUGUUGCUCUCCUUUCCAUCCACUAGCUGCUCUCCCACCCUGUCCCUUCUGCCCCACGGCCUUGCCUGGCUUGGCUGCAGUGCACUUUGAAAUGAGGUGUCUGUCCUUUGGCCCAGCCCGGUUUGCUUGAGAGAAACAUGGCAGGCUUCCCCUGGCAUCUGCAGGGAACCUUUAGUGGCUUGGGGUGCUCUGCUUUAGCAAAAGUUUUGGGGUAAGGAGGUGCUGAAGGAGGAUACUUUUGGCCCAGUGAGGAGGUAAGAGCUUGUCUGGAAUCACCCCUUCUGAGAGAGCCUAUGGGAUCUCUUCAACAGCCUUGGAAGGACAUGUGCUCUGUGGGUGAUGUUUUCUAUCAGGAUGAAGCAGAGGAGCCCCCACACAUGGGGGAAAAGCCCCUGCAAUGUUAUCUACCUUAACAUUGUUAUCUACUUAAGGAUCACUCAUCAGGUGUCCCGAUCUUGGGUCAUGUUUCUUGGCGGGGGGGUCCUUGGGGGUUGGGUAGAUAUCUCUUCUGGGGGAAGGGGAGCACUCCUCUACUAUGUACUCUUCCGGGCUCUAUUCAUUGCCAGCCCUGACCCUGAUCUUCCAUUCAUCCUUGAUUGUGGGCCUCCAAAAUGCCCAGGGCAAGGAUAUCUUCAGAAGAGCUUUGAGUUGAAGCCCAAGAUUCUUGUUGGAUGUUUCUGCUCCUGGCCACGACUUGGAGAGUUGCAGGUGGGUGGGCAGAGAGCAGGUACAGUUCUGCUUUGCUGUUUGUCUUUCUGGUUGUAACUCCUGUUUAUAAAGAGCUUGUUCUUCAUGUUUUGAGCACUUUAUGAAGAAUAAAAACUUCACAUACGCA